Messenger RNA from Hevea brasiliensis (rubber tree), 2475 nucleotides. RefSeq names its product pentatricopeptide repeat-containing protein At1g08610. Lineage: Eukaryota; Viridiplantae; Streptophyta; Magnoliopsida; Malpighiales; Euphorbiaceae. The coding region runs from base 577 to 2346 and encodes 589 amino acids. Gene Ontology annotation, molecular function: protein binding. The record is from RefSeq and is a predicted model, not a curated record. The transcript is spliced from 3 exons.
CAUCACUACGAAUUAAUAAUCCAUUUAUAUAUUUUCUUCUCCUCUUCGUUUCUACCAUUCUUUAUUUCUCUUUGACGGCUUUGCUAUCUUCUUCUCCAAUUCAAUAUAUGUUAAGUGAAGUUUACAAUAUGAACUUAGAUAAGCACAAUGAUGUUGGUGUUACAUCCGUGCUAAUAUUCUCAACUGGGUUCUUGAAUUUGUUGCGUUUUGGUAGCUGUGUCCUUCUCUUUCCUUCACUCCGUAGAUAUUGUUUGCUAAAUUUUAGUCCUCCUGUGUAAACACAUAUUUUGGCCCGUGAGAGCUGAAUAAUUGAGUAGAAUAACUUUUGUUCUGCCAUCAUUGUGGUUCCCGUGUAGUUUUUCUUUAUGAGUGGUAUUGGUUUACAUGGAGAAAAUCAGAGAAGGUUGAAGAAAAUUUCUGUUGGAGGUGAUGUAGAGAAACUAGCAAAUUAUUCUUUUCUGCAAGAGACCAAUCCUCUUCCUGUUUAAUGGUCAUGUAAAAGGAAGGAGCUACUUAUUGAACUUAUGGUUAUUAUAUCCUUCUAAGAUAUUAUUAUAUUUUAGUAGGCAGGACAACAUGACUUUUACAGUUUCCCCUCAGAAAUCUAUAGUAGAAAUUCAUUGUUUUCAUGGCUUGCAUUCAUGCUUUAAAAAAGUUGGGUUCAAUUGUUCAAUGGUGAAAGCAUCAGUCUUCGAUCUGAAAUAUUCAAUGAAGUGCAUUCACAGAAACGAGUCGUGUUUACAGUGGACAGGAGAUCUUCAAUCAGGAAAAACUUUGUUUUCUUUGCAAUGCAAAGGACUGCAAAGAAGUGUUUGCAUUGAUAGGGUUGACGAAAAUGACCAAGAUGAAUGGAGCUCUGAAACUCAUCUACUGGGUGUAGGUAGAAAAUUCAGGGAGCAAAUGAGCACAAAGAAUCAUGGAUCUCCAACAUUAUCCAUUGAUGGGCCUUUUGUUGAAAAUGAUGAAGAAACCAACAAUGAAAUCCUGCAGCAUUUGUGCAACAAUGGGAGACUCAUGGAUGCAUCGAGGCUGAUAGAUAUUAUGGCUCGUAGGAACCAAAUUCCCCACUUCAUUUGCUGUACAAACUUAAUCAGGGGCUUCGCUAAAGUUGAACAGAUAGAUAAAGCCGCCAAGGUUCUUAAAAUCAUGGUCAUGUCAGGUGGGGUUCCAGAUGUUAUUACAUACAACAUGAUGGUUGGAGGUUUAUGCAAGAGAGGAAAACUAAGAUCUGCCAUUGACCUCCUCGAAGAUAUGAGCUUGAGUGGUUGCCCUCCUGAUGUGAUCACUUAUAACACAAUAAUUCGUUCCAUGUUUGAUAAUCGAAAUUUUGAUCAAGCUGUUCAAUUCUGGAAGGAGCAAUUAAGGCGGGGAUGCCCUCCAUAUCUUAUAACCUACACAGUUCUCAUUGAGUUAGUCUGCAAGCAUUGUGGAACUGUUAGGGCCAUGGAAGUAUUGGAGGAUAUGGCAAUCGAGGGAUGUUAUCCUGAUCUAGUUACCUACAAUUCGUUGGUCAAUUUUUCUUGUAAACAGGGGAAAUAUGAAGAUGCAGCAUUGAUCAUUUAUAACAUUCUGUCUCAUGGAAUGGAGCCCAAUGCUGUAACUUACAAUACACUUCUGCAUUCUCUUUGUAGUUCUGGGUUAUGGGAUGAAGUGGAUGAGAUCCUUGCAAUUAUGAAAGAAACUUACCAUCCUCCUACUGUAGUUACUUACAACACACUGAUUAAUGGCUUGUGUAAGUUUGGACUUGUGGAUCGCGCCAUUGACUUCUUUCUUCAAAUGGUUUAUGAAGAUUGUUUGCCUGACAUUGUUACUUAUAAUACUCUCCUUGGUGCACUAUGUAAAGAAGGACUGGUGGAUGAUGCCCUUCAAUUACUUAGCCUUUUAAGCUUUAGCAGCUGUUCUCCUGGGUUGAUAACUUAUAAUACUGUGAUUGAUGGAAUGACCAGAAGGGGAAGUAUGGACAAAUCAAUGACGUUAUACAAUCAAAUGAUAGAAAAUGGGAUCAUUCCUGAUGGUAUUACCCAUCGUUCAUUGGUUUGGGGGUUUUGCUCAGCAAAUCAAGUUGAAGAUGCUGUGGAGAUACUGAGAGAGAUGGGAAAGAGAGAGCACAGGAUCAAUAGUAGUGCUUACAAAAUGGUGAUUGAUGGAUUAUGUAAAAAGAAGAAGGUGGAUAUUGCAAUACAAGUUCUAGAAAUUAUGAUCUUAAAUCGAUGCAAGCCGGAUGAGGAAAUUUAUUCUACUCUAAUUAAAGGUCUGGCAGAUGCCGGUAUGAUCGAAGAGGCUAACGAAUUGCAACAGAAGUUGAUAAAUAAAAAAGUUCUUAAUGAUCAAACUAUAUUGGAUUAACAGUUUAUGUAAGAAGGGUUCUUUGAGCUCACUCAUACUGUCUGCCUUGAGGUUUGAUGCAGGAAUGUUAUGUAGUUCUUUCCUUAACCUUGGCUCAGGAUCUUUAUGAAUUACAGAGCAUGUUUGAAA